AUGUGCAAGCGUUGCGAUGCAAUUCUUGAGCACCCUUAUGCUACAAAGAAGGAUGCCAAUGGGAGGGUUGGUCGUCAUGGCACGACGACUAUUACCCGUCAUCUUCAGACCUUAACCUACCAAAAGGCCACUAGAGUACGGCAACAAAGGGGGGGAUUAAAGGGAUUUCUGCACUCGUUAUUUCUAUCGAAGCAGAGUCAUCCAGCCGAUCGACCGUUCUCGCAAGAGGCCUGGGAGGAUAAACUCUUACAGUUUAUCACCAUUAACCGCCUUCCGUUUAAUCUCGUUAAACAUCCAACCUUCCGUGACUUGAUCUCGCACUCGCAGUCCGCCCCAACUCCAAGCCUUCCAAUCAUACAAUCGGCUGAUACAAUUCGACGUCGGCUGUCUGUUCGUGUCAAAGAACAACAGCGGGAUACACUCGGCUUGCUACCAGAGCAUGCGAAGAUCUCGGUUGCGUUGGACUGUUGGACAUCCCCGUUUGGGCAGGCGUUUAUGGCUAUCACUGGCUAUUUUAUCGACGCCGACUGGGUCUACCGCGAGGUGUUGCUUGGCGACCUUGAAGGAACCCUCCCAAACACGCCUCCUCCAUCAACUGGCCCGGAGUCAGACACCGAAUUUGUGCAGAAUCUUUUCCAUGAUGCCAACCAUAUUGCUCGCACUAAACAACUUCACGCUAAACGCCACACAGCAACCUGUUUCAAAUACCGCCCCCAUGGUUCAAUGCAUAUUACCUGUCGCUUUGGCAUGCCCCGCGAUCUUAUCGACGCAUCCAAAAUCGACGAGCACGGUAUCAUCCACCUUGCCCGCAACCAUGGAUGGGUCAAUCCCUGGAACCCCACGAUUGCUAGCUGCAUCCGAUCAAAUCAUGACAUCUCCUGGAUUCCAACAGUAUCAAAAUCUCUAUCUCUUUUGUACUACAUCACUAACUAUGCCACGAAAGAUGACAUUUCGCCGUGGCAGGUGGUGGCUAAGGCCGCUUUACUGAAACAAAUGAUUGAUCGUGCAACCUUCACACCUGCUCCUACUACCGCGGAUAUACGGCUUCGACAAAGAGGUAUGGACAAAUUUGCCCUUCGAUGCUUCAACAGUCUGUCACAAGACCGCGAGAUUAGCGGUGUGCAGGUGGCGAGCACGUUGCUCCAACUUCCCUCAUACUACACGCUCAACUACAAUUUCACACGCAUUAAUCUCUGGUGGCUCAGGCGAUAUGUUCGCUCAAUGGUCCCGCUAGAACACCCCCGGGACUCUUUGCCGUCUGACACGAUUAGAGAGGAGCCGUGUAGCUAUGAUCGCGGGGUAGCUGCACCAGCGAAUAUCUUCGAUAACUACAGGUGGCGCGGUAAUCUCCUAUCAUCUCUGUCCAUUUUCGAAUACUGUAUGAUAGUACGCACCAAAAGACUCCAAGAUGCGACCACAGAGGAUAUAUCCUUCCAUGAGGCACAUCCGAGGUACCGUACACAUAUACAGAGACUCGCUCAAUCUCCGUCUCAGUCGGCCACGGUGACCUUGCAAGGCGAGCUAUCCGGAUUCCAGACCGCCGAGGAUUCCGUACCAGGUGGCCACCCCAUAACCACUGCAAUUCAGAAUGACGUGGCUGAGAUUCUUCUGGGACUAUUCAUUCCUUGGCAGGAUAUACCCUCACUUGCUCAAGUUCCUUCUUCAACAUCCGAAAAUUUUCACGACGUUCUGCAUAACGUCUGGUUGUCUGUAGAACCAACACUCCCAGCAUUCAUUCGUACCUUCGCACGAAACAUCGAACUCUUGAGAAAAUCCAAGAGCGACUGCCAAGCUGAUGCUCUGCUGCGAAGUCGUUCCACUCAACACACGUCCCCUGUUGACCAAGAUCUGGGUAAUCCUCCUUACUCUGCGUCAGACUCCGAAAAUGAGAAUCCGGAUCUACCGCGAACCGCGGACAAUUCUUUGAGCAGCGAAACACUCAUAGCGGCCUUUUUUGCGAUAAGUCAGCGCUGA
Molecule: messenger RNA, 1974 nt
Organism: Penicillium brasilianum
Lineage: Eukaryota; Fungi; Ascomycota; Eurotiomycetes; Eurotiales; Aspergillaceae
Source: the annotation of a GenBank genome assembly